Mucor mucedo is the source of this 525-nucleotide messenger RNA. RefSeq lists its product as uncharacterized. The record is from RefSeq and is a predicted model, not a curated record. The transcript has 7 exons. The coding region runs from base 1 to 525 and encodes 174 amino acids. Lineage: Eukaryota; Fungi; Mucoromycota; Mucoromycetes; Mucorales; Mucoraceae.
AUGAUUAUCGAUCACCUUCACAACGAUCUACCUGCUUCUUUGAAAGAAGACGUUGAUCUGCUUAAAGAUAUUGAUAAUGCGGAAACCUUAAAAAAGAAAUUAGACAAGGAAGAGGCAUGCCCUGCCCAAGGGGACAUGAUGAGACAGGUAGGGCGAUUCAUAGAUACGGCUUUUGAUGACCCCAAGAUUAUCUGUCGGGGUUCGGAAAAGGCUAGCAAAUCUCUGUCAGCUAGUCUUAAACACGGACAGAACUGUCUGGCUGAGGUUGAAAAGAUGGAGAACGUAAGGCUAUGGGCAGGAUCUAAUCUGCCCAUCUUUAAUUCUCCGGAAAUAGCUGCCGUGAAUGGUGUCGAUCUUAGGAUCAGACAAAAGAACUUUGAUACGAACUUUUGUGACUCCUCUGCUGGAUAUAUUUGUCGUAUUCAUCAUAACCAGAAAGACAACUGUGAUCAACAAGUGAAGCAGACGACAGUCAAUCAGGACAUGAAUGUUAUUCAUAAGGCCAACAAGCUCUAUUACCAAUAG